Messenger RNA from Betta splendens (Siamese fighting fish), 3249 nucleotides. It is a transcript of the gene ankha, whose product is annotated as ANKH inorganic pyrophosphate transport regulator a. Lineage: Eukaryota; Metazoa; Chordata; Actinopteri; Anabantiformes; Osphronemidae. Gene Ontology annotation, molecular function: phosphate transmembrane transporter activity. Gene Ontology annotation, cellular component: membrane. Bases 719 to 2206 code for a protein of 495 amino acids. The record is from RefSeq and is a predicted model, not a curated record. Gene Ontology annotation, biological process: phosphate ion transmembrane transport. The transcript is spliced from 12 exons.
UGCUGUUAGGUUAAUUUAUUAAAUUUAAGAUCUAAGAUUGAAACGUUAAGCCUUUUUUAUAUUUUUAUUACAUUUUAUAUUUUUGCUGGACGUGUCCCGCUGUUGCGUUUCAUCCAUGGCGCCAGGCUCCAGUCAGGUUCUGCCUGUACCGAGUGGCUUGUUCAGCUGCAGCCGUACGUCAAACGGCGUCGUGUUCGGCCGGGUUCGGCCCGGUGCUGCUGACGUCACGCAGAGACGCCAGGCCCACGUGCGACCAACCGGGCUCGAGCCUCGGGGAGGGUCCGCGCGCCAGGCAGUGCUCGCGGCGCAGGCCAGCCCACUGCGCGGCCCCGGGCACCGAGCCGAGCAGCGUCGGUCCGUCGCUCCUAUAUAAACACGCAGCGGCUCCUCCGCUCAGAUCCGUCGCCGUUUGAUGUCACGCCGCGGCUCCCUCCCCUCCCCACCCCGUCCACGAUGACUCGCGAGGAAGAUGCGCCGCUCUGAAUUUUGCGCCGACCUUCGCCUGCGCGCAGCAGCAGCAGCAUCGGAGCCUUGUGACGCGCGUCGCCGCCGCCUCGGGAGCCUCGGCUCCUGCCGCCGUCCCACUUCGCCUCUCCGCGCCGCUAGAAGCACAGGUGCCGCCGCCGCCGCCGCCGUUCUAGCCGCUCACCUCUGAUUUUCCUUCCAACCCACCAAGACCGAGGCAGAUGCCCGUCGCUCUGUCAGCCCGGCGUGUACUAUGGUGGACUUUCCAUCCUUCAGCCCGUACUGGCCUCUCCUCCGCUUUCUGGUGCCUCUGGCCAUCACCAAUGUCGCCAUCGACCUCGGGGAACAGGCCCUCAACAGGGGCAUAGCCACAGUCAAGGAGGAUGCGGUGGAAAUGCUGGCCAGCUACGGCCUGGCCUACUCCCUCAUGAAGUUCUUCACGGGGCCCAUGAGCGACUUCAAGAACGUGGGCUUGGUGUUCGUCAACAGCAAGCGGGACCGGAGGAAGGCGGUGCUGUGCAUGGUGGCGGCCGGCGUCAUCGCCUUCGUCCUGCACAUCUUGAUAGCCUACACAGAUUUAGGAUACUACAUCAUUAAUAAGCUCCACCAUGUGGACGACUCUGUGGGGGACAAGACGAGGAGGGCCUUCCUGUACCUGGCCGCGUUCCCUCUGCUCGACGCGAUGGCCUGGAUUCAUGCAGGGAUCCUCCUCAAGCACAAGUACAGCGUCAUAGUGGGCUCUGCCUCCAUCUCAGACGUCGUCGCCCAGAUCGUGUUCGUGGCCAUUCUCCUCCACAGCAACCUGGAGUGUGUGGAGCCUCUGCUCAUCCCCAUCCUCUCCCUGUACAUGGGUGCCUUGGUCCGUUUCAGCAUCGUGGGUCUGGGUUACUACUGCAACAUCCACGACAACAUCCCCGACUCUAGUGGGAUUGACGUCGGGGGCGACGCCACCAUCAAGAAGAUGCUGAGCUUCUGGUGGCCCCUGGCCCUGAUCCUGGCCACUCAGCGCAUCAGUCGACCCAUCGUCAACCUCUUUGUGUCUCGGGACCUUAAGGGGACCUCUGACGCUACCGAGGCCGUGGCCGUGCUCACAGCCACCUACCCGGUGGGUCACAUGCCGUACGGGUGGCUGACCGAGCUGAGGGCGGUGUACCCGGCCUUCGACAAGAACAACCCCAGCAACAAGAUGAACGCCGGCAGCCCCGUCACCAAGUCGCACAUUAAAAAGUUUACAUUCUGCUGCCUGGCUCUGUCGCUCACGCUUUGCUUCGUGGUGUUCUGGACCCCACACGUGUCGGAGAAGAUCCUGGUGGACGUCAUCGGCGUGGACUACGCCUUUGCUGAGCUGUGUGUGGUGCCGCUCCGGAUAUUCUCCUUCUUCCCGUUGCCAGUCACCGUUCGGGCUCAUUUGACUGGAUGGCUCAUGACCCUGAAAAAGACCUUUGUGCUGGCGCCCAGCUCGGUCCUCCGCAUCAUCGUGCUCAUCACCAGCCUAGUUGUGCUGCCUUAUAUGGGGGUUCAUGGUGCCACGCUCGGCGUCGGGUCCCUCCUGGCCGGGUUCAUCGGGGAGUCUACGAUGGUUGCCAUAGCAGCGUGCUAUGUUUACCGCCAACAGAGAAACAACGAGAUGUCCAACGAGCUGGUGGUGGAGGGUGAGGACUCGGCCCCGAUGAGCGAGGUGUGCCCCAGGGCUCCCAUGGACGCCAUCGAGGAGCUGCAGGAGGAGGAGGAGCAGGAGUGAACCUGUGUUGUGGGAGGAGACGGGAAAGCCGACCUCCACGAGAAACUUUGAAGAGGAGUGUUGGAGACGAGGGAGGACCUGGCCUGUCCGAGGUUCUCCCAGAAGAACUGAACUUUUCUGUGACAAGGUCGUCUCCACACGACCCUACACACCAUUCAAGCGCACACUGUAAAGGAAGCCAUGCACGUGCCCAUGUCCAUCCGUCUGUGUAAAUACCUUUGUCUUCCGACCUUUUCAACAUCUCUCACUGUUUGGCAUCAGCGGGUGUAUUAACCACUGUCACGUGUUUACUGGUAAACAAGGGAAAUCGACGCAGGGGAACCUUUCCUCCUCAGCAGUGACGGCAAAACAUCUGUAAAGUGCUGGUCGAGUUGCCAAAAUUCAGAGUUUAUUAUUUAUGUAAAGAUUAAGCAGCAAGGCCUUGCUUGAAUUCCAGUGUAGACACGUUGUGGGACUUGUUGGCUUGUGCAGUCGUAUUCUACAUACAAGGGUGUACAGAUUAUUGUUGUUUUUCUAUAGGUGAUGCAAUGUGUAUAUUUAAUAGACCAGAGGGGUCGGGAAUCCUUCGUCUUAGUCGCUUCAGGAAAUAUUCAGAUCCCUUCAUAUUGUGCCGAUAUAAAUUCAGAAUGUCAAAAUAAAAGCCUUUUUACAAACAUUAAAUCAGAAAUGUAAAUCCCUCAUUUAAUUCUACAUCUUGUGUGAUUUUUUAAAUACAAUAAGUCUCCACAAGCCUGUCCUGACCGCUCUGAUACGACGUGUGCGUCUCAGCUCGCAUCCUCAGGUCUCCACAUGCUUCACGAGGUUUCAGUCUGAGCCUUGGCUCAGCCAGCCACCGGCUGGUCUGUGCACAAAGUGUGGGGGUCUGAAUAGCUGGAGAAGCCACUGUUGUGUGUGUGUGUUACAAAGUACCGUAUGAUUGUUCACUCUCCAUGCAGUCUGGGAGUCCUUUUGUUUUGCAUCUCUCUGGUAGCGUUCAGACUGUCGUAUGUACUGUAUAUACUGUAUAGGCAUUCUUAUUUGGCAAAUAAAUAGCUUUCUUAUUA